AUGAGCCGAAUAUACGCUCCCGCGGAGACUCUUGUCCUCCUUUUCGGCUUGAGUCAGAGUUCUGCCGAGAGCUUGGCCCUCUUCCGGCUCAGCAUCGACCUCGUCGCCAUCCCAGUCCUGGGCGGUCCUGUUAUGAUCGCUAUCAGAAGUCUCGUUGUCAUGCUUGUCCUGCGGGUCUGGGUCGCUGUGAUCAUGAUCGUGCUGAUGGUGGUCGCAGUGCGGCGCAUCCCCGAGCCUGUUGGCAUAGGCGCCACGGCCCAUGAUGCUCCGGUCGCGCUUGUCACAAUUCUUGGUUUCCUUGGUGCCAUUGGUCCCAUUGCCAAUCGUAGUCGUAGUGGUGGCGACCGAAUCGAUAUUUGUCUUGACAUGAUGACGACAGGGCUUGAGAGCAUCGGUUGCUCCGUCUACUGUGGAUGCUCCGGCCUUGGUUCGUGGCUCCGCAGUAACCGUCGCUGA
Messenger RNA from Pyricularia grisea, 456 nucleotides. RefSeq lists its product as uncharacterized. The transcript is spliced from 2 exons. The coding region runs from base 1 to 456 and encodes 151 amino acids. The record is from RefSeq and is a predicted model, not a curated record. NCBI's taxonomy places the organism in Eukaryota, Fungi, Ascomycota, Sordariomycetes, Magnaporthales, Pyriculariaceae.